AUGGAAAUAGAUUUGUAUCACGAAAGAUACAAUGAACGAGAGUUGCAAAUGAUGCAAGUUGCCAGUAGCAACAGCAGUUUAGUAAACACUGAUGAGGACAAGGUAUGUUGUGUGAAAUUAUCAUACUCUUAUGUAGUCAAAGAGAAACUGUUAGUUAGUUGCCGGUAACAAAAUAACCUACUAAUUGGGGACACUUACGCCCGUAUUCUAAAAGCUCACUCAAACUCUGAGAUUCUCUAACUGAGAUUCUCUCUCGUGUCAUUGCUGUUUUGAAUAGCGGGAGGGCUAGUUUCAUACCUUACUAUGUGACUACUAGUACUCACCCUCCAGCUAUUCAAAAACAGCAUUGACACUCAAGAGAAGCUCAGAUUGAACCUCCACUCAUUGAGUGUGAGUGAGCUUUUAGAAUACAGGCGUUAGUUUUGAUACAGCAGCUGUGAGAAAGAAAUUCAUUUGCUCGAGUGGGAUUCAUUCUGAACUAACUUUUACCUCAUUAUAUUUGCAUUGGACAGCUCUGUCAGUUCGAAGUUGUUCUCCUAAAGAUCCUUUAAAGCUCAUCUCUUAUUGGUUCAGUGUUACUACACGAGGAAACCUAACAUGGAUUAACUAAUUAUACACGAGUUUUAGAAGUUUCUACUUGAAAUUGAAUAAGUGUGUUGCUACAGGAGGAAGCCUCCAGUAAACUACAACGAACUUGAAUAUAUACUGGAUAGUUCUCUAUCGGUUCUAAACUGUUCCCCUAAAGGCAGGGACGUAGCUACCCGGGGGGGGGGGGUUGUACGGGGUGGAACACCCCCAAUAUUCUUGAGUAAUUUCUGGUAAAUUCCCAGGUAAUUUUAGCUGAUUUUCAGGUAAAUUAUAACAGCAUUGACAAGCAAACGUGAAAGCAAGUUAAGAAAGAAUGCGAAAUUUUAGUUGCAUUUCCGGGCUUUCUGACGGUCCCUCUGAGCAUCCCCCCAAACCCCAUAGUAGAUUUAGCCCCUUAUCCAAUUGUUGUAAUAUAUUCUUUUAGGUAAGCUAAAAAGUAAUUUUAAAAAUUCUGCAAUUAACCUAAAAGUCGUUCUUAAAUAAUUUACGCUGUAUUUCUCAGGACAUGUGGGCUAAUCUAUCGAAAGCGACAAUAGCCGAAAAAGUCGGGGCACUGGGGCUGACUAUUGGUAUCAUCAUCGGCCGCUGGCUCUUGCCUCGCGGUGCCAUCACACGUGACCAGCUUUCCGCGUUGCUGAUUGGCUACGUGGGCAUCGCCGCAGAUAUACUAGAAGUCUUCGAACUUUUUGAGGAGGAGAACCUGAUGUAUCGACAGUCUAUCACCAUAGCAACGCUGUUUGUUUUCUCCUGGUGUCUGUUGUCGUUUUGUUUGGUUACCACGGCAACCACAAGCAGUGACAAAGAUGGACCAAAGCAACGCACAAAUAAG
This is a messenger RNA of Paramuricea clavata, 1417 nucleotides long. The record is from the annotation of a GenBank genome assembly. NCBI's taxonomy places the organism in Eukaryota, Metazoa, Cnidaria, Anthozoa, Malacalcyonacea, Plexauridae.